AUGAAUUCUCAAGGAAUCACUCGCAAGCGGCCUGCUCCAGGUACCACCCCUGCGGUGCAUCCCCAGCUGGGUACUGUUCCGAACUUCCAGAAUCCCAAUCCCAAUCCCAAUCCCAAUUCGCAACUUUCCAACGACCAGUUCCUACAAUGGGGCCAAAACCCUCCCGCGAACAUCGUUAACUCCUCCUUUGUUGACCCAUCCGCCUACAACACCGCCGCAUAUGCAUCAACCCAAGACCUGACUGCCCCCGCGGCCUCUACCUCCAAUCAGUUGACCCGCCGACAGCCGCCAAACCAAUUGGUUAGCCGGAAUCGUGGCUACGAGCAAGCACCUGCGGCCUACUCAGAGAAUGCUGCUGGUGCAGGCACCGGAGAGGGCGCCUGGGGAGAAUCAAUUGAGGAACUCUACAAUCGGGCUCGGAUUGCCAAAAGAGACGCACAAGCGAAGAGGAAGCAGAUUCCUCCCUUCGUGCAAAAGCUGAGCAGUUUCCUUGAUGAAUCCAAAAACACGGAAUUGAUCCGAUGGUCCGAUGAUGGCAAUUCAUUCAUUGUUUUGGAUGAAGAUGAGUUUGCGCGGCGUUUGAUCCCAGAACUCUUCAAGCACAACAACUACGCGUCUUUCGUCCGACAGCUGAACAUGUACGGGUUCCACAAGAAAGUGGGAUUGUCUGACAACUCUAUGCGCGCCAGUGAGCGCAAGAACAAGAGUCCAUCUGAAUACUCCAACCCUUACUUCAAACGAGGCCACCCAGAGUUGCUUUGGUUGAUCUCGAAACCGAAGAAUGCAACCGGCCAUGCGAGCAAGGGAAGCAAGGGUGGCGCACGUGUCAAGACGGAAGAUGCGGACGACAAUGAGUUUGAUGACUAUCCAGAAGAUGGCGCUCCUGGUUCUCGCGAAGACCGUGCACGCCCGCGUCCGCUGUCCCUUCUGACUGAUUCAGAAAUGCCCAAGGAGCAGCUUGACGGAGUUGUUCAACAGUUGAAGGCCAUUCGUCACCAGCAAUCGGUCAUUUCAAGUCACAUUGCCAGUUUGCGCCGCGAGCAUGAACAGCUCUCGGCGCAGGCCGCCACCUUCCAAGACCAACACACCCGACAUGAGAACUCGAUCAACGCCAUUCUCACUUUCCUGGCAACAGUGUACAACCGCAGCUUGCAAGGUCAGGAUGGAUCUCAGAAUCUUGCGAACACCUUUGCCGGAGCCAUCUCGGGUGACCACCAAGGCGGUAUCGUUGAUAUGGGCGAUGACUUCUCCUUCAGCCCACUCGCCUCGUUGACCAGCCCAACUGGUCAACGGACAAUGAAGAAGCAGCCAUUGCUCCUCAAGGCCCCGCCCUCUGUGAACGACGCCAACCGGACUACCACUCUUUCGCCUGCUGCUAGCGGGGCUUAUGAUACUCGAUCCCGCAGUCAAACCCGCCAGCCAAGUGCUACGCAGCAAGGACAUGUGGAAGAGGUGCUUGAUAGCAGCCCCAGACAAGGCCCUACCAAUGUUUCUGCAGGACAGUUGCCGGACGACAAAUCCCCACAGAAGGAUAUCAUGUCUGUGAUCCAGAGUUCCAAUGCGCGCAACGCUAACCAAAACGCCUUUUCUCAAUUCCCCGAUGUACUUUCUUCGCUUGAGCGAGGGGGUACCGGUCCGCUGACUCCUGGCGUUCGUGCCGACAUGCUUCGACUGAUGGCUAAUGACACCGGCCACCACACUGGUUCGGCCGGGGCGAACAAUGCUCUUAUCAUGCCAAAUCCCCCGCCCAUGCCACAAGACUACUCGAAUCGCCUUUCCAAUACUCGACAGGAGAUCGACAGCCUGGUCAAAUUGCAAGCUGAGCAGGACCGUUCCGUUCAGAACCUGACAAACCUCCUCCAACCUUUGAGUCCCUCCGGUACUAUCCCGGGGUUGGAUAACGACUCGAAUGCCCCGCCUACGAUUGAUCUUGAUCAGAUUUUCAAUAACGAUUACUUCACUGAGAUCCCGGAUCAGAAGCACGAUCAUUCUGGCAUUGAUUUCGGAACCGGUUCCCAUGCACAUGAUGCCAUUGCCUCCACUGAACCGGAUGCUGGCGACACCAGCGCCCUCCUUGACUUUGGCGACAUCCCGGGAGAUGAUGAUCUCUUCAACAGCAAUCAGGGAGCGACCCACGCUUCGUACAACUAUGGCUUCGAUGGCACUGGUUACGGAGCGGAUGCGGGAUCUGGACAUCUUGACUCUGGCCGGGUUGUCGAGCAACUGACCGACAGCGAGGCUACCAGCCCUGCAGCCCCUGAGGAUCCUUCUGUCGAAACCGAAGAUGGUGGCAGUGCUGUCAAGCGCCGCCGAAAGGCAUGA
Penicillium subrubescens is the source of this 2322-nucleotide messenger RNA. RefSeq names its product heat shock factor family protein. Gene Ontology annotation, biological process: regulation of DNA-templated transcription. Gene Ontology annotation, molecular function: DNA-binding transcription factor activity; sequence-specific DNA binding. NCBI's taxonomy places the organism in Eukaryota, Fungi, Ascomycota, Eurotiomycetes, Eurotiales, Aspergillaceae. Bases 1 to 2322 code for a protein of 773 amino acids. The record is from RefSeq and is a predicted model, not a curated record. The transcript is spliced from 2 exons.